This is a messenger RNA of Sugiyamaella lignohabitans, 1695 nucleotides long. It is a transcript of the gene MSE1, whose product is annotated as glutamate--tRNA ligase MSE1. The record is from RefSeq and is a predicted model, not a curated record. Gene Ontology annotation, molecular function: tRNA binding; zinc ion binding; glutamate-tRNA ligase activity. The transcript has a single exon. Gene Ontology annotation, biological process: glutamyl-tRNA aminoacylation. Lineage: Eukaryota; Fungi; Ascomycota; Dipodascomycetes; Dipodascales; Trichomonascaceae. The coding region runs from base 1 to 1695 and encodes 564 amino acids.
AUGCUCAGGGGGAAAAUGCCAUCAGGGGCAUUUCGUAGAUUUUUGUCAACGAGUGCCAUCCGUAGUGCAAAGAGGGCCCCAAAGCCAUUUUCACUUAAAUCCCAUAAUAAAUUAUCCGAGAACCAGACGACUCCGGCUUCUCCAAUAAAUGAUACAAACAUAUCUACAACUGCACCAGCUCGAACGAGAUUCGCACCAUCUCCAACAGGAUUUAUUCAUCUAGGUUCUCUGAGAACAGCACUUUAUAAUUAUUUAUUAGCUAAGAGUACAGGAGGUCAGUUCCUGCUACGACUGGAAGACACCGAUAGAAAGCGACUGGUCCCUGGAGCUGAAGAGAAUAUUUAUGAGUCGUUGAAAUGGACGGGACUCAAUUGGGACGAGGGUCCAGUAGUCGGUGGACCCUAUGGGCCAUAUAAGCAAUCGGAAAGAUCUGGAAUAUAUGCCAAAUAUGUCGAACAGUUGUUAGAUUCUGGAGAUGCUUACCGUUGUUUCUGCUCAAGAGAGCGGUUAGAUUCAUUAAGUAGCUCUGCCAGAAAGCUACACCCCCCUUCAAUGGCUUCUUACGAUAGAAAAUGUUCUCACUUAUCGCGAGAAGAGAGUGAUGAUAAAGCUCAUAAUGGGAACCCAUUUACAAUUCGGCUCAAAUCACCAUCAGUAUACCCAGAAUUCGACGAUAUCUUGCAUGGUACUCUCUCACUACAGACACAGGUUAACUAUUCCGAUAUUCGUUAUGAUGACCCUGUUCUGGUGAAAUCAGAUGGACUGCCAACUUAUCAUUUUGCCAAUGUGAUAGAUGAUUAUUUAAUGAAAAUCACACAUGUUAUACGCGGAGAAGAGUGGCUCGCAUCUACUCCUAAGCAUAUGGCUCUAUAUACUGCUCUAGGGUGGAAGGCACCGAAGUUCAUUCAUAUUCCACUAUUGACAUCAUUGUCGGACAAAAAGCUAAGUAAACGUUCGGGUGACAGAGGAAUAUUAUCAAUGGGUGACUCUGGUAUUUUGCCUGAGGCUUUAGUCAAUUUUGUUGCCCUGUUCGGUUGGUCUCCACCUCGUGAGAGUGUUGGGGUUACUAUAUCUGAGCUAUUUACACUACAAGAUCUCGUAGAGAAAUUCAAUUUAGAUGGACUCACAAAAGGAAAUGCAAAAGUGGAUGACAAAAAGCUUAUGUUUUUCAACAGUCAUUAUUUUAGAGAGAGACUUGCUGAUAAAACGAAGUUGAAUAGCAUUGUACAGGAGUGUCAUAGUAUGCAGAUGGAAUUGGUCAAAAAUCAACAGGCCGAUCUAGAUACUUCGGUUCUAAGUGAAGAAUACACAGCAAAGGUGCUGGAAGCCUUUGGGACUAAAAAUCUUACAUCUGUGCAAGAUUUUGUAAACCGUAGCAGCUAUUUCUACAUACAGCCAUGGCAAAGUGACACUGCUGUAAAGGCUUUGAAAGAGCUUCAAGCUGACACAUAUGCUAAAGAUAUCAGUGCCGAGUUCCUUAGAUUACUAGACCAGGAAAACCUACCUGAUUCAUGGGCUGAAAGCAUUUGCAAGGAAAUAACCAGCUCUAACAAAUGGACCAAAAAACAGAUAUUCAGCGUGUUACGUUACACUCUGGCAGGAGGGGUUUCUGGCGUAACAAUUCCCAAAAUAAUGACCAUUCUCGGUCCAAAUGUUACUAAACUACGGGCCACAGAAGCUCUUUCGAAAUUGUAA